GACACAAGUUUUAUUGUUGUGGGUUGUUUUUUUUAUUUUCUUUCUUUUUGUGGAGCUUUUUUGACUGUUGUUGGGGGUUGGAUGAAGUUUUGUGCUCCCUUUGUUUCACAAAUUCGCCCCAAGCUACAAAAAACUAAAUUGAUUCAAUUUUAUCCAUGUAAUUUACUUACUGUCUUCUCAUUCACAACCAACAAAACUUAUCAGUUCACCAUUUUACUUCCUUUGAUGUUGACUAAAAGGAAAAUUAUGUCAAAUGCAAUUUUUUUUCAGCAAAACUUUUCGUUUUUCAUUUACUUCCAUAUUUUUUUUAUUGACUUAAAUUUGCAUGUUUUAUUUUAGUCAGAAAAAGCUUGAAGAAUCAAGAGCAGAGCAGCAUUAAAUGGAAAGACUUUUGAGUGCUUGAUAGAGAAUUGGAAGAUGUCAGGGAUUCAUUAACAGAAAAAUAAAGAAUAAAGUUCAAGAAGUGGAAAAAGUUAAGAAAUUCAUUAUGGAGUCACUCAAUUAAAAUAAAUUU
This is a messenger RNA of Chironomus riparius, 514 nucleotides long. Lineage: Eukaryota; Metazoa; Arthropoda; Insecta; Diptera; Chironomidae. The record is from the annotation of a GenBank genome assembly.